This is a messenger RNA of Adineta ricciae, 1554 nucleotides long. The record is from the annotation of a GenBank genome assembly. NCBI's taxonomy places the organism in Eukaryota, Metazoa, Rotifera, Eurotatoria, Adinetida, Adinetidae.
AUGGAGCAAACAUCGUCAGCAGGUCCCGUGCAAAUCGUCUCGAUAACGGAAGAUCAUAAAUUUGUACUUGAUGAAAAGAAAUUAAAACAAAUUCUGUUCAACAAACGAGCGAUAGGCAAAAAAAUUGGACUUGUUUCUAUUGCUGGAGAUUUCCGUAAGGGAAAGUCGUUUAUGCUAGAUUUUUUUCUUCGUUAUCUACGAGCAAAAGAGCACAAAGAUUGGAUCGGCAAUGAAAAUGAACCUUUGCGAGGUUUUGAUUGGCGUGGUGGUGCAACACGACACACGACAGGCAUGCUGAUGUGGAGUGAACCAUUCCUUUUAUCAUUACCAAAUGGAGAAGAAAUCGCUGUUUUCCUCAUGGAUACUCAAGGAACAUUUGAUUCCAAUUCAACUGUUUUCGAAAAUGCAUUUAUUUUUGCACUGACAUUACUUGUCAGUAGUGUAACUGUGUACAAUAUUAUGCAUAAUUUACAAGAAGAUAAUCUACAACAUUUGUCCUUCUUCGCUGAAUAUGGUGUUUUGGCAAUCGAUGCAUAUCAUACAUCGCCUUUUCAACAAUUGACUUUCCUUGUCCGUGAUUGGCAAUUCGAAUAUGAAUCAGCGUAUGGGUUCGAAGGAGGAGAGGACAUUCUCUCUGAUAGAUUGAAAAUUCGAGAAAAUCAACAUCGUGAUUUGGAAUUAGUUCGUUCACGCUUACGUCAAUGUUUCCGCAAAGUGAAUUGUUUUCUUAUGCCACAUCCUGGUCUCAAAGUAACCAAUCGAAAAGAUUUCGAUGGACGAUUAUCAGAUAUCGAAGACGAUUUCAAGAAGCAAUUAAAAGUGCUUAUUCCCGAACUUUUUCGAUUGGAUAAUGAAAACUUCAUUAAAGAAAUCAACGGAGAACAGAUCACAUCUACAGAUUUAUUUGAAUAUUUUCGAAGUUAUUGUGCCGUAUUUGCUUCAGGAGUUUUACCAUCACCAAAAGCUAUGUUAGAAGCAACCGCUGAAGCGAAUAAUUUGGCUGCGAAAUCAGCAUCUAAAGAAUUUUACAUUCGUGCAAUGGAACAACAUUGUGGUGGCGACCGACCGUAUAUACAUCCAAAUCAAUUAGAAGUUCUUCAUCAAGAAGUUCGUCGUCAAGCGAUGGAGAAAUUUCGUUGUGCACGUAAAAUGGGUGGCGAACAAAUGUCGCAGACUUAUCUUACGGAACUUGAAAAUGAGAUAGCUGAACUUUGCGCAAAUUAUAAAAAACAUAAUGACUCGAAAAACGUUUUUGCAUUCAGCCGCACACCCACAACAUUCAUAUCUUCGAUGGUUAUAUGUUACUUAAUUGCCGGUUUGCUCGAUACGUUCUGGCUAGGCGGAAUCAAUUUUAUAUUCAUGUUCGCGUUUUGGGUUUGUUUUGCUCUAUUAUUUGUUUGGUUGUACACAAAAUAUUCGGGAGAACAUGCCGAAAUUGGCGAAUAUAUCGACUAUUUUGCCGAUGUUGUUUGGAAUAAUGGAUUUCAACCAGUCUAUUCGAAAUGCUUACAAUCUGCCAUGCGUUCUGUAAUUGGACAUGCUAAAAAUGAUUAA